UAACAACUUAACCUCUGUCGACUUCUUAGACACUUUACUUCAUCCUGAAAAGUUAGAGGUUUUAGAAGUCUACGAUAGCGACCCCACAAUUAAAAAAAACAAUAUUUCGCCAACCACCCUUGAUUUUUUACGAACAUUUGCUAAUUUAAAGGAUUGUAAGUUAGGAAAAAACUCGAAUAAAGAUAAAGAUAAAUUAAAUCAAAGACCAGAAAGUGGAACUUACAAUAAAUUCUACGGCUCCCUAGAACCCAUUAAAAACUUAACUAAAUUAGAGGAAUUUUGUAUUUCUAGCACUGAUGUUGAGGAAGGUUUGGAGUAUAUACCCAUUGGAAUAGCUAAAUUAUCAGCCCAAAAAGUAAAAGAAGGUGAAAAUGCUAUGCUCGAAAACUUAAUUGACUGUCAACCUUUAAGAGAUGAUGCCAAAUUAGCCCACCCCAUUGGAAUAAGCAAUAAAAUAUUUGAGCGAGAGCAAAAAAAAACAGUCAACCAAAGCACCCAAACUGUUUUAACCAGUCAAGAAUUAGAACAACAACAAAAGGAAAUUCAAGAAUUAAGGGAACAAAUUAAUAAAUUAAGAUUUAAAAAAAUUAGCCGUUAUUACGGAGUAAUCAUUUAUGUGCGUAUUUUUGAAGGAGAAUUAGCAAAAGGGCAAAAAAUUAAGUUUGCCACUAAUCAACAAAAAGUUUACCAAAUAGAAAGAGUAGGAGUAAAAACACCGAAAGAAGUUUUAAAAAAUAAAUUAGUUGCUGGCGAAAUUGCUGGUUAUCAAGAAAUAAAACCCAAUGUUUAUUCUAACCUUUAUCCCAGUGAUA
Molecule: messenger RNA, 812 nt
Organism: Ambispora gerdemannii
Lineage: Eukaryota; Fungi; Glomeromycota; Glomeromycetes; Archaeosporales; Ambisporaceae
Source: the annotation of a GenBank genome assembly